Messenger RNA from Symbiodinium natans, 1275 nucleotides. The record is from the annotation of a GenBank genome assembly. NCBI's taxonomy places the organism in Eukaryota, Dinophyceae, Suessiales, Symbiodiniaceae.
AUGCCACACAAUUGGCAGCCAUGGCCCCCGACUGAGUUGCGGAGAAACUUGGGCAGCGAUGAUUGGCAGCUUCUUGGAGUAAGAGCAGGUGUGCCCCGACAGUGCCAAAACCGAUUCGACGACCAAGACAAAUGCAAGGACACUUCCAACUCUCCCAGCUUACGUGUUUGCUGGACUGGAUGGUGUGAUGACUACUCCGUCGGGAGUGGGUACUGCCCUGUGUACCCUUUGGAUGGCGAAAGCGCAUUUUUUGAACUUGGCAACGGCUCGAGCAGUCCGGUUCUUGCGGUGACUUCACAUUGUUCGGCAAAGCGUGCCAACUCGUCGCAGCUUUUCUUUUGCCCGCUACGUGCGCCGAUUGCAGUGGCAGUGAUGAUGAAGGCCGGCAGCAGCUCGGUCGGCUCUUGGCUCCAUGCGGUGGAAAUUGACUCGGAAGUUGCUGAUUCCCGUCCCACGGAAUUCUCGCGCCGUCUCUUCGGAGCAUUCCGAGAUGGGCAGCUGACCGUCUCUCGGAAGUUUCUCUCAUGGUUCUUUGGUCCACAUGGACUUGGCGUGCCGGUGACUUCCAGGUUGCAGCCUUCUGCCCGGCGGGCGCUUGUCAAGCGUUUUUUCUUCGAGACCCGGCCUCACAAAUUGGCAUCCAAGUUGCUGCUUCCACCAGGCUGGUGCGUGCCAUGUUGUGCGGCAGGCUCUGGGCGCCUGCCGGUCAUGCUGGUACGUAACCCGUACCGACGCGUCUACUCCUACUUCCGGCACAAAUGGCUGUCCAACCCAAGGAAGCCGCUGACGGAAUGGAGGGACCUUCCGGAGUUUGUGAGGAAGUUGCUUGAGCAACGCUUGAAGCCGGCUCCAUUGGCAUCUCCAUUCACCGAACAGGACCUUCGGCACCUCUUGUCCUUCGGCGAUCUCGUGCGAGACCUGCGCUGGUCUGCUGCAGCUCGGGAAACGAUGCGGACAAGGAUGUGCGUGCUUCGCUUGGAAGUGCUGAAGACGGACCUCCUGCACUUGCAUGCGGUGCUCUGUCGCUGGUUUCACUUUUGCCAGCGGUUGCCGGCCAUCCCAGAGCUCAUUCCCACCGGCAUGCGCCCGUACCUGCCGAUUCCCCCACCUCCUUGGGCGGAAAUUUGGACGGAGGACGCCGUGCAGGACAUGCGCACGAUUUUCGCCACGGACUUUGAAGAGCUUGGAUACUCCACGGAUCCUUUGAAACAAGCGCCGGUGAGUCGAUCACCCUGCUGGAUGAGAGGGUCGCCAAGUGAGUCAGGUGACAGUUAA